Molecule: messenger RNA, 1016 nt
Organism: Odocoileus virginianus texanus
Lineage: Eukaryota; Metazoa; Chordata; Mammalia; Artiodactyla; Cervidae
Source: RefSeq, a predicted model, not a curated record
ACCAAGGUGCUGCUGGAGUUGAGUGAGUCUCGGUCGGAUAUUGUUGCCGGACUGGGUCGAGGCCGUUCCGUCAGUGUUUUCAGACACCCUGGGGUCGCGGCUUGUUGCGCCCAUCUUCAUCUGGCAAAAGUACCGGCCACGCUGCCGCCAAGGAUGAACGGAGCACUAGGAAAGGUGCUGUGUCUGAGGAAUGACACCAUUUUUAAGCAAGGCUUUUCCCUCUUGAGGUUCAGAACUUCAGGAGAGAAUCCCAUUUGUUCUGCAGGUGGCAUUCUGUUGACCACCAAUCGGCACUACAGGUCAAAGCCCACGCAUGGCAUUGGAAGAUACAAGCAUCUAGUUAAGCCAGAAGAGCCCAAAAAGAAGAAGGGAAAAGUGGAAGUGAGACCCAUUAAUCUGGGAACAGAUUAUGAAUAUGGGGCUUUAAACAUUCACCUGAUCGCGUAUGACAUGGCCCUGACAGAGAGUUACGCCCAGUAUGUUCACAACCUCUGCAAUCACCUCUCCAUUAAAGUCGAGGAAAGUUAUGCGAUGCCCACCAAAACCAUGGAGGUGUUGCAACUUCAGGACCAAGGCAACAAAAUGUUACUGGACUCAGUUCUUACCACCCAUGAGCGAGUGGUUCAGAUCAGCGGUUUGAGUGCUACGUUUGCAGAGAUUUUCUUGGAAAUAAUCCAAAGCAAUCUUCCUGAAGGAGUCAAAUUGUCAGUGAGGGAGCACACUGAAGAAGACUUUAAGGGAAGGUUCAAAGCUCGACCAGAACUGGAAGAACUGUUAGCCAAGUUGAACUAGCUCAUUGCAGACCCUUUCAUGCCUUUCAGCACUGGUGAUAUUGAGUGGCAAGGGGAAGAGCUUCCUGGGUGGCCAGAGUUGAGCAGGAGACCCUGACCCUCAACAUCAUAAGUACCCAUCUCCACUGCCAGGAGUGUCUCCUCUCCUUGCUUACCAAUUGUCACCACUUUUCUUUGAGCCAACCCUGGGUAUCCUCCAUCUAAUAAAAAGCUGCUGCUGAUGGA